GGGGGGGGGGGGGAUCGGGGUGCCCGGGGCGCUGGAGGGGCAGCGUGGGGGUCCCCAGGGUGCUGAGGUCUGGAGUGCCUGAUGCCUGUCCCCACCUGACGACAGCGCCAUGGCCGGGGCACAGGGCUGCGGCGAGGGCAAGAUCGCGGGGCUGUACGACCUGGAGCGCACGCUGGGCAAGGGCCACUUCGCGGUGGUGAAACUGGCCCGGCACGUCUUCACCGGGCAGCGCGUGGCUGUCAAGGUGAUCGACAAGAGCAAGCUGGCGGGGGAGGCGGCGGGGCAGCUCCUGCAGGAGGUGCGCUGCAUGAAGCUGGUGCAGCACCCCAACGUGGUGCGCCUCUACGAGGUCAUCGACACCCACGCCAAGCUCUACCUCAUCCUGGAGCUGGGCGACGGUGGGGACAUGUUUGACCACAUCAUGCGGCACGAGGGCGGCCUGGCCGAGCCGCGGGCCAAACACUACUUUGCCCAGAUCGUCCACGCCAUCUCCUAUUGCCACAAGCUCCACGUGGUGCACCGCGACCUCAAGCCCGAGAACGUGGUCUUCUUCCAGGAGCAAGGGGUGGUCAAACUCACCGACUUUGGCUUCAGCAACCGCUUCCAGCCCGGCAAGAUGCUCACCACCAGCUGUGGCUCCCUGGCCUACUCGGCACCAGAGAUCCUGCUUGGGGAUGAGUACGAUGCCCCAGCUGUUGACAUCUGGAGCCUGGGAGUCAUCCUCUACAUGCUGGUGUGUGGCCACCCCCCCUUCCAGGAGGCCAACGACAGCGAGACCCUGACCAUGAUCAUGGAUUGCCGCUACACCGUCCCGCCGCACGUCUCGGCACAGUGCGCUGACCUCAUCUCCAGGAUGCUGCAGCGGGACCCGAAGCAGCGAGCGUCCCUGGAGCAGAUCGAGGGCCACGCGUGGCUGCAGGGGGUGGACCCGUCCCCUGCCAGCCGCUCCCUGCUGCCCCUCACCUCCCACAAGCGCGUGUCUGAGGAGGAGCACGAGAUCAUCCUGCAGGCCAUGAUGUGCGGGAACAUCGCGGAUCGGGACACCAUCCAGGAGGCGCUGGAAGCCGACCGCUACAACCACAUCACGGCCACGUAUUUCCUGCUGGCAGAGAGGAUGCUGCGGGAGAAGCAGGAGAAGCAGGGCCACCGCCUCAGUCUCGUCUACAACCUGGCCAAGGAGGUUCAGAGCAGGCCGAACCUGUCGGACACGUUUGGCUCUGCGGGCAGCGCCGGCAGCCUGCUGCCCUUCCCGGAGACGGCCGGCCUGGCCGGGGGCUCCCGGCUGCCCCCUGGGGGGGACAUGGGCGGCCGGCAGCCCACCGGGACCCUGCUGAAGGUCCCUGCCGUUGACACCACCAUCACCAAGAGCACCCCGGCCCUGCAGCAGAUCUGUGAGGAGGAAGAGGAGGACGAGGAGGACGAGGAGAGGCCCAGCGCGAUGGAGAGGAAGAGCAGCUCUCUGAACCAGGAGCAGAUGCGAGCCUUCCUGCGCGCCCACCGCCCGGCCGGCCGCGGGGAGAAAUGAAUGACGACGGAGGCGUGGGCCGGAGCUCGGCCUGAGCCGUGGCACAUGCGCGUGGAAGGAUCGGAGCCGCUGGGAAGCAAAGUUUUCAGGACAAUAAACUAAGCUUGUGGGUU
Messenger RNA from Ficedula albicollis (Collared flycatcher), 1638 nucleotides. RefSeq names its product SNF-related serine/threonine-protein kinase-like. The transcript has 7 exons. The record is from RefSeq and is a predicted model, not a curated record. NCBI's taxonomy places the organism in Eukaryota, Metazoa, Chordata, Aves, Passeriformes, Muscicapidae. Gene Ontology annotation, biological process: microtubule cytoskeleton organization; intracellular signal transduction; protein phosphorylation. Gene Ontology annotation, molecular function: ATP binding; protein serine/threonine kinase activity; tau-protein kinase activity. Gene Ontology annotation, cellular component: cytoplasm. The coding region runs from base 110 to 1525 and encodes 471 amino acids.